Linum tenue is the source of this 2222-nucleotide messenger RNA. The record is from the annotation of a GenBank genome assembly. NCBI's taxonomy places the organism in Eukaryota, Viridiplantae, Streptophyta, Magnoliopsida, Malpighiales, Linaceae.
UGGAAGUCCAUAGUUGAGGAUUUAGUGCUUACAAAACGAGAGAGAGAGAGAGAGAGAGAGAGAGAGGAAGAGCUGCUUGAGUCUAAGGCGCGCGCAGGGAACCCAACUGAUCUUUGGCGGGGAAUUGGGAUGCUUCCUUAUUCUCGUUUCUACUUGCUUUGGCCGGUAUGAACUCUGACGGUGCUUCAGGUCGGUGGGUGAUUGAUUUGCUCUGACGCCGGCCGUAUGCACAUAGUCUUUGGAUCAAAUGACCUACUACUUGUAGUUUGUUUAUCAAUUCCGUUCAGGAUGAUAAGGUUGAAGCUCCCGCUUAACCUAGUCGAACCAACCCCUAAACAUAAGUUGGAACAAGUCCGCUACUUGAUAUACUAGUAGAGGCUGAUUUCAAAAUCAAACAUAUUUUGGGUAAAGCAAAGCAGGAGGUUCCUUUCUUCCUCUCGCUGCUUUCUGUUUGACAAGCCCACUGCGAGGGAAGACACCUCAACUCAAUCAUGGAUUCCUCAGCGAGUUGCCCGGUCUGUAACCAAAGCUUCCCGCCAUCGCUGCUCCACUGGCAUGUCGACACCCACUUCGAUUCGGAGCAGGAGGAGAAUCUUGUCGUUUCAAACGACGAGCAGCUUGCAAGAGACCUCGAAUUGGCGGAGCAGCUUUCCCUCUCUCACGCGCUGCUAAAUCAAUCCCUAGACCAGGCGGAACCCCUCCUAAUUGCUUCGCAGACCAGAAGCUCCUUCCAUCGCGUUGCAACGGACGGCGGUUUGAUGACCUUGCUGUACGAGAGGCUACAAUCUGGAGGCGCCAAGUUCAAUGGCCAGGGCAAGGGCAAGUACGCUGCCGCUGCCCCGGCGACUACCUUGUUGGCCGGUUACGUGGAUCACUACCAAAGCAGGCGCGGGGAGGAUUCCGGAUGGGGUUGCGGAUAUCGCAACAUCCAGAUGCUGGCCUCUCACUUGCUCAAUUCCAGGCCAGAUGCAAGGGAAGUUCUAUUUGGUGGUUCUGGUUUUGUUCCUGAUAUUCCUUUCCUCCAGGGUUGGCUUGAGGUCGCUUGGCGGAAGGGUUUCGAUCCACUUGGCUCUCAACAGUUCCACCAUUCCAUCCGUGGCUCCAAACGCUGGAUUGGUACUACUGAAUGCGCUGCAUUGUUGCGAUCUUUUGGCAUUCGAGCCAGAAUUGUGGAUUUCGGCCCUAAGAAAUUGGAAUCCCUUUUCCUCUCAGUUCCUGGUACUAGCGUUGCUCCUCCCAAGAAAAAGAAAUCAUCUCUUGUCCGAGGUCCCAUGGAUAGAUAUCUGGUUCGCAAUGACACAAGAAAGGACGAUAGUGGGCAGACGGAUUCCAAUUCAUGUGGCGAGCCUCAGAGCAGCGGCAAGAAUAGAUUCUGCAAUGGUGGAACCAGUCCCAAUAACCCCUCGGAUGCCCAGGUUCUGGUGGAUUGGGUGUGGAACUACUUCUCGCAUCAAGGGACCAAGGUCUCUGCCCAACAGCAACGAGUUGUGAUGACUGGGAAAGCGCCGUUGUACUUCCAGCAUGAUGGGCACUCAAGAACCAUAGUUGGGAUUCAGUGUAAACAGCAACAUAGUUAUGGAUCACCAGAGUACACUCUCUUGAUAUUGGACCCAGCUCAUAGGACAGAAGCUCUAGAAAGAUCAAUCAAAACGAAUGGUCAAUGGGAGAAGUCGAUAAAAAGAGGAGUACACACAUUGAAGAAAAGCCAAUAUCAGAUAUGUUACAUCGAUCCAGGGAUCGCAAGCAUAGAAGAGAUGGAGCUCCUCAAGAAUUUAGAUAGUACCUAUUUUGAGUUGUGAGGAGGGGAUAUUGUCAAGCAAGAUUCACAGGUUUUGAAGACUUGUUGCAGCAGUGUCAUCUAAUUUAACAUUAACCUCAGUGAUGCUGAAAAGAAUUGGGAGCAAGUGGCGCUUCCGGUGCUCCUUAUUUUUAGCACGAUCCUUUCAUGUAUCUUAUGCAUCUCAAAGCUUACUGUUAUGUGGGAAAUAAGUACCGGGACGUCAUUUGUUGUAUUCUUUUUAAGGGUGAUAUAGGUUUUGUAUUAACAUUUGGUGCCACUGAAGGGAUUCAAACAUGAAAACUCCAGCUCGAAGACUAAUGGAUUAACCGCUAGACCAAAUCCUUAUUCAUGACGCCAUUUGUUCUUAUUGUUGAUCCCUAGAGCAUUUCACUGUUGAACCGUUAGAUUGACAUCCAGGGUACAAAAUAUUAACGGAAAGGGG